Chrysochloris asiatica (Cape golden mole) is the source of this 5090-nucleotide messenger RNA. It is a transcript of the gene SLIT1, whose product is annotated as slit homolog 1 (Drosophila). The coding region runs from base 203 to 4834 and encodes 1543 amino acids. NCBI's taxonomy places the organism in Eukaryota, Metazoa, Chordata, Mammalia, Afrosoricida, Chrysochloridae. Gene Ontology annotation, molecular function: heparin binding; calcium ion binding; Roundabout binding. The record is from RefSeq and is a predicted model, not a curated record. Gene Ontology annotation, biological process: axon guidance; negative chemotaxis. The transcript is spliced from 37 exons.
GAAACAGGAGAGGAGCUGAGCGCCCUCCGCCGAGGGGCCCUCCCUGCAACCGCGCACAGGCGUCGUCGCUUGGAGGAGCAAGGUGCCUUCCUGCCCUCAAGGGCGCAGAGCACAAAUCCGCAAUCUCUUCGGUGGCUUUGCCCCGGGACUGCACCUGAAGGCGGCCCCGGACGGGGAUGGUAAGAGGCUGACGCCGUCUGGCAUGCAAGCGGGACGCGGCGAGGGCACCAUGGUGCUGAUGCCCCGGAGGGGCUCCUCUACGGGGCUCGUCCGGCCUGAGCUCUGGUUGCUGCUGUGGGCAGCUGCGUGGCGCCUGGGGGCGACGGCGUGCCCCGCCCUCUGCACCUGCACUGGCACCACGGUGGACUGCCAUGGCACGGGGCUUCAGGCCAUCCCGAAGAACAUCCCACGGAGCACCGAGCGCCUGGAACUUAAUGGCAACAACAUCACUCGGAUCCAUAAGAACGACUUUGCGGGGCUCAAGCAGCUGCGGGUGCUGCAGUUGAUGGAGAACCAGAUCGGAGUGGUGGAGCGGGGCGCUUUCGAUGACAUGAAGGAGCUGGAAAGGCUGCGACUGAACCGGAACCAACUACACAUGCUACCAGAACUGCUGUUCCAGAACAACCAGGCUCUGUCGAGACUGGACCUGAGUGAGAACAUCAUCCAGGCCAUCCCGAGAAAAGCCUUCCGAGGAGCUACAGACCUAAAAAAUCUACAGCUGGACAAGAACCAGGUCAGCUGCAUUGAGGAAGGGGCUUUCCGGGCUCUUCGGGGGCUGGAGGUGCUGACCCUGAACAACAACAACAUCACCACCAUCCCUGUAUCCAGCUUCAAUCACAUGCCCAAGCUCCGAACCUUCCGCCUGCACUCCAACCACCUGUUCUGUGACUGCCACCUGGCCUGGCUCUCGCAGUGGCUGAGGCAGCGGCCAACCAUCGGGCUGUUCACCCAGUGCUCAGGCCCCGCCAGCCUGCGGGGUCUGAACGUGGCUGAGGUCCAGAAGAGUGAGUUCAGCUGUUCAGGCCAGGGGGAGGCAGGACGUGUGCCCACCUGCACCCUCUCUUCCGGCUCCUGCCCACCCAUGUGCACAUGCAGCAACGGCAUCGUGGACUGUCGCGGCAAAGGCCUCACCGCCAUCCCCGCCAACCUUCCUGAGACCAUGACGGAGAUUCGACUGGAGCUCAAUGGGAUCAAGUCCAUCCCCCCGGGCGCCUUUUCUCCCUACCGGAAACUGCGGAGGAUAGACCUGAGCAACAACCAGAUUGCUGAGAUAGCACCUGACGCCUUCCAGGGCCUCCGCUCCCUGAACUCACUGGUCCUGUAUGGGAACAAGAUCACAGACCUCCCCCGGGGCGUGUUUGGAGGCCUGUACACACUACAACUUCUGCUCCUGAACGCCAACAAGAUCAACUGCAUCCGGCCAGAUGCCUUCCAGGACCUGCAGAAUCUCUCUCUGCUCUCCCUGUAUGACAACAAGAUCCAGAGUCUGGCCAAGGGCACCUUCACGUCCCUGCGGGCCAUCCAGACACUACAUCUGGCCCAGAAUCCUUUCAUCUGCGACUGUAACCUCAAGUGGCUGGCCGACUUUCUACGCACCAACCCCAUCGAGACAAGCGGGGCCCGCUGUGCCAGCCCCCGGCGCCUCGCCAACAAACGUAUUGGGCAAAUCAAGAGCAAGAAGUUCCGGUGCUCAGCCAAGGAGCAGUACUUCAUUCCAGGCACAGAGGACUACCAGCUGAACAGUGAGUGCAACAGCGACGUGGUCUGUCCACAUAAGUGCCGCUGUGAGGCCAGCGUGGUGGAGUGCUCCGGCCUGAAGCUCACCAAGAUCCCCGAGCGCAUCCCCCAGUCCACCGCCGAGUUACGUUUGAACAAUAAUGACAUUUCCAUCCUGGAGGCCACUGGGAUGUUUAAAAAACUUACACAUCUGAAGAAAAUCAACCUGAGCAACAACAAGGUGUCAGAAAUUGAAGAUGGGGCCUUCGAGGGCGCAGCCUCAGUGAGCGAGCUGCACCUAACUGCUAACCAGCUGGAGUCCAUCCGGAGUGGCAUGUUCCGGGGUCUGGACAGCUUGAGGACCCUGAUGCUGAGGAACAAUCGGAUCAGCUGUAUCCACAACGACAGCUUCACAGGUCUGCGCAACGUUCGGCUCCUCUCGCUGUAUGACAACCAGAUUACCACCAUCUCCCCUGGAGCCUUCGACACCCUCCAAUCCCUCUCCACCCUAAAUCUUCUGUCCAACCCUUUCAACUGUAACUGCCAGCUGGCUUGGCUUGGCGACUGGCUGCGGAAAAGGAAGAUUGUGACGGGGAACCCGAGAUGCCAGAACCCAGACUUCUUGCGGCAGAUCCCCCUGCAGGACGUGGCCUUUCCAGACUUCAGGUGUGAAGAAGGUCAAGAUGAUGGGGGCUGCCUGCCCCGCCCACAGUGCCCCCAGGAGUGCACCUGCCUGGACACCGUGGUUCGAUGCAGUAACAAGCACCUCCGGGCCCUGCCUAAGGGCGUCCCUAAGAACGUCACAGAGCUCUAUUUGGAUGGGAACCAGUUCACACUAGUCCCGGGGCAGCUGUCCACUUUCAAGUACCUACAGCUUGUGGACUUGAGUAACAACAAGAUCAGCUCCUUAAGCAAUUCCUCCUUCACCAACAUGAGCCAGCUGACCACUCUGAUCCUCAGCUACAAUGCCCUCCAGUGCAUCCCUCCGCUGGCCUUCCAGGGGCUCCGCUCCCUGCGCCUGCUGUCCCUCCAUGGCAAUGACGUCUCCACCCUCCGAGAGGGCAUCUUUGCAGACGUAACCUCCCUGUCCCACCUGGCCAUUGGCGCCAACCCGCUGUAUUGCGACUGCCACCUCCGCUGGCUGUCUGGCUGGGUGAAGACGGGCUACAAGGAGCCGGGCAUUGCCCGCUGCGCUGGGCCCCCAGACAUGGAGGGCAAGCUGCUCCUCACCACACCAGCCAAGAAGUUUGAAUGCCAAGGUCCCCCCACUCUGGCCAUCCAGGCCAAGUGUGACCCCUGCUUGUCCAGCCCCUGCCAGAACCAGGGCACCUGCCACAACGACCCCCUCGAGAUGUACAGGUGUGCCUGUCCCAGCGGCUACAAGGGCCGAGACUGUGAGGUGUCCCUGGAUGGCUGUUCCAGUGGCCCCUGUGAAAAUGGCGGGACCUGCCAGGCUGGGGAGGGUGAUGAUGCUGGCUUCACGUGCUCCUGUCCUGCUGGCUUUGAGGGACUGACCUGUGCUGUGGACAUGGAUGACUGUGUAGAACACGCCUGUACCAAUGGGGGCACCUGUGUGGAUGGCGUGGGGAACUACACUUGCCAGUGCCCCCUGCAGUAUACGGGAAAGGCCUGUGAACAGCUGGUGGACUUCUGCUCCCCGGAUUUGAACCCAUGUCAGCAUGAGGCCCAGUGUGUAGGCACUCCAGAUGGACCCAGGUGUGAGUGCAUGCCAGGUUACACAGGUGACAACUGCAGUGAGAACCAGGAUGACUGUGUGGACCACCGCUGCCAGAAUGGGGCCCAGUGUGUGGAUGAAGUCAACAGCUAUUCCUGCCUCUGUGCCGAGGGCUACAGCGGACAGCUCUGUGAGAUCCCUCCGAGCCCACCUGCUCCCAGGAGUCCCUGUGAGGGGACUGAGUGCCAGAAUGGGGCCAACUGUGUGAACCAGGGCAGCCGGCCCGUGUGCCAAUGCCUCCCGGGCUUUGGUGGCCCUGAGUGUGAGAAGUUGCUCAGUGUCAACUUCGUGGAUCGGGACACUUACCUUCAGUUCACCGAUCUGCAGAACUGGCCUCGGGCCAACAUCACACUGCAGGUCUCCACGGCUGAGGACAAUGGGAUCCUGCUGUACAAUGGGGACAAUGACCACAUUGCGGUUGAGCUGUACCAGGGCCACGUGCGUGUCAGCUAUGACCCAGGCAGCUAUCCCAGCUCUGCUAUCUACAGUGCUGAGACCAUCAAUGACGGGCAGUUCCACACAGUUGAGUUGGUCACCUUUGACCAGAUGGUGAAUCUCUCUAUUGACGGCGGCAGCCCCAUGACUAUGGACAACUUUGGCAAACACUACACGCUCAACAGCGAAGCCCCCCUCUAUGUGGGAGGGAUGCCUGUGGACGUGAACUCGGCUGCCUUCCGUCUGUGGCAGAUCCUCAAUGGCACCAGCUUCCAUGGUUGUAUACGGAACCUGUACAUCAACAAUGAACUACAGGACUUCACCAAGACACAGAUGAAGCCGGGCGUGGUGCCUGGCUGCGAACCCUGUCGAAAACUCUACUGCCUGCACGGCAUCUGCCAGCCCAACGCCAGUCCAGGACCGGUGUGCCACUGCGAAGCCGGCUGGGGGGGACUGCACUGUGACCAGCCAGCCAACGGCCCCUGCCAUGGCCACAAGUGUGUCCAUGGGAGCUGCAUGCCCCUCGAUGCCCUCUCCUACAGCUGCCAGUGCCAGGAUGGGUACUCGGGGGUCCUGUGUAAUCAGGCCGGGACUCCGGCGGACCCCUGUGGGGGACUGCAGUGCUCCCACGGCCACUGCCAGACUUCAGCCACCAAGGGGGCACACUGCGUGUGUGACCAGGGCUUUUCGGGCCAGCUGUGUGAGCAAGAGUCCGAGUGCCGGGGGGACCCUGUCCGGGACUUUCACCAGGUCCAGAGGGGCUAUGCCAUCUGCCAGACCACGCGGCCGCUGUCGUGGCUCGAGUGCCGGGGCGCGUGCCAGGGCCAGGGCUGCUGCCAGGGCCUGCGGCUGAAGCGGAGGAAGUUCACCUUUGAGUGCAGCGACGGGACCUCUUUUGCAGAGGAGGUGGAGAAGCCCACCAAGUGUGGCUGUGCCCCCUGCGUGUAACCCCGGUGGGACGGGAGUGGGUGGGGGGGCGGGCGAGGGGCGUGGCCGUGGCAGGGCGGAGCUGCGGGCAGCUGGGCUGGGGGCGGGUGGUCGCCAGGGCGGUGCGGGGUCGGAGGGCGCGGCUGCCCUUGGGGGUGGGGGAGUCAGCGCCGCUUUUCACUUGCAGACGGCGCCGCAGCUGGGGGCAGAGGGGGUGGGCGCGGCGCGGCUGCGGACUGCCUUCUCCGGAAGUGCCUUGCACAAAGGCGCUUAAUAA